AUGGAGGACAACGGGCACACCGGGAACAACACCGGCAAUUAUCAUCGAGGCGACAACAAGUACCACACGAGCGAGAAGAGGCCGGUUCCGUUGGCCAUUGUGACAAACAUUCCGGGCGAAUCCGGGCUGCAGCUGAACAACACCGGUACUGCCGGCAACUCGUCAACAAUAAUCAGCGGAAGCGGACAAUCGAUCAACGCCACUGUCGGCGUGGUUCCGGGUCAAAAGGUCGAGAUAGUGGUACCGCCCAACGCAGCCAACCUCACUGUGAUCAUUGAAGAGAAGACCACAACCGGCACCCCAGUCGCUAUCGGUGGAGCGGUGGAUAGCGGUGAUGUACUGCAGUACGGCGUCCUGAAUGCCACCACGGUGACACCGGCACAAACCGCCACCACCGCCAACGGCAGCGUCGUGUGGUUUAUCCCUGGCGACUUCGAACCGCUGGAGGGCGGAGUAACCGCCACCCCAGUGCCAGCUGAAACCACCACGGCGGUCAUUGUCAACCCGCCUCCGGCAGUUAUUCUGGCGGCACCAACGCCGGUUCUCAUCAGCGGCGCCACGGAGCCGUUGUACAAUACAUCGGUGGUGUUGCUGAACGGAACGGUCAUCCCGAUCCUCGCGUACGGAGCGUCACAAGCGACUGCGGCUGCGCCGGCAACAACAAACGGCGCGGUGACCUCAGCAGUCGCACCCACGAUCUUUGCUAUAUUGAUUCCGUUGGGCAACGGAUCAUUCGCCCCGGCGACCGUGGAAACCAACGCAACGGUGACCUUAGCCGACGGCACGGUUGUACCGAUCCUAUCCCAUCUACCAAGACAAUCUGAUGUGGUGCCGAAUAGUGUCGUUCUCCAGUCGUAUCCGUUCACAUAUCACGCGGAUGGAGUACCGGUGCAGGUCAUCAGCAAUGUUCCCAGCAAAGCGUACGCAGCACCGGUUCUCACAGAAACCGUCGCCGCUAACGGAACCACGCAACCCAUGUACGAAAUGCAGGUUGUUUCGUCUAACGGCUCCAUCAUUCCCAUCUUGGCGUACGCACCAACCGGAAGUGCACCGGCUGCAGCAGACGGCGCUGUUCCAGAGACCACAGUUGCCACCGUUACGUCCAACGUAACCGUUGCACCAGUUAUUGCCAAUGCACCCGCGCUGUCAACGAUGACCGUUUACCUCAAACUGGCGAAUGGAUCGUUUGUGCCGGUUGAACUGGUGUUCAACUCUACCGCCACUAUGCCGGACGGAACCGUCGUACCCGUGCUGAUGCGCCUUCCCGAUGAGUCGCUGAUCAACGCCACCAGUGUAGCCGUCAGUGCGCUACCGUUUGUCUAUUCAGCGGACGGUCAAGUGCUGGUCGAUUCGACUUCCGCCAACGCUACGGUUACCAGCGCCGCCGCCCCGCAAACAGCGCCACCGGGAUCUGGAUUACCUCCGGUGAUUACGGAAACCAUAAUUACGGUUACGCCACUCACUGCGGCGUUAACAACAACGGCGUCCGGUUCAAAUAUCGUAAUUAUUCCAGUUCCAGCAGGUCCGGGAAGUGUCGCUCCUGGCGCUGUGCAACCUGCUAACGAAAUUGUCAACAAACCGCCGGCCAGUGUCAUUGCGCCACCUACUAUCGUGACCUUUACCGGAAUCGACCAACCGUUGUCCAAUACCUCGAUCGUGUUACUGAACGGCACCGUGGUCCCGGUGCUGGCCUACGGAGCCGCUCCCAGCGUCACCGUCGCCGCAUUCCCGGCAGCCCCAGAAAACGGUACCAUUGUUCCGCCUGCUGCAGGACCAACCGUUUUCGCAAUCCUGCAGCCGUUAGCCAAUGGAUCGUUUGCGCCGGCCACAGUGGAAACCAACGCCACGGCGACUUUACCGGAUGGAACUAUCGUCCCGGUACUGGCGCACUUACCCAGUGAAUCGGAUAUCGUACCAAAUACUGUCCUCUUCCAGUCGUAUCCGUUCGCCUACCAGGCUGAUGGAUCUCCAGUGCAGAUUGGUCAGGUACUAAUCGAUUCCACAGCCGGCAACGCCACCGUUAACAAUGUAACCGCACUGCCACCGUCUGGAACGGGUGCAGUCGUCGUUAUCACCCAGCCUGGCAGUGUUCCGGCAGAACGCGCUGUCACCGUCGCAGCAGGAGUUACCGAAACUCUGACAACGACAAGUGCUCCGCCCGCACCGGGCGGUCCGAAUAUUGUAAUUCUUCCAGUACCAGUCUCCACGGGUGCGGCUGCCAACGUGAACGAAACGGUGAACGCACCUCCGGCAAGCGUGGUUGCACCGUUAACAACCGUGACCUUUAGCGGUGAAGCGCAACCCUUCUAUAACACAUCGGUUGUCCUGCUCAACGGUACGGUGAUCCGAAUGUUAGCUUACGGCGCCCCAGUCGCUGCGGUACCGCCCGGAGAGACGCCAACCAAUGGAUCGAUCGCCCCUGCCGAACCUACUAUUUUGGCCAUAUUGAUACCGUUAGCCAAUGGAUCUUUUGUGCCGGCGACCGUAGAAACCAACGCCACCGCGACGUUACCCAACGGAACUAUCAUUCCGAUCCUAUCGCAACUGCCUAACGAAUCGAAUGUCGUGCCGAACAGCGUGGUAUUCCGCUCGUUCCCGUUCACCUAUCAGGCCGACGGUACUCCGUUGCAAACGGUCAAUAAUCUGCCCAGCGAAGUCUUUGCUCCGCCGGUUGCCGUUCAUGUCAUCAAUUCCAACGGUACCGACGAGAAUCUGUACGAAACCUCGUAUAUUGGCGCCGAUGGAGCCGAACGGCGCACGCUGAAGCUGUUCCGGCUGCCGCAGAAGCGAACGCCACAGCUGCCGGUAAUGGCACUUCUGGUCCCGUCAUCACCAACUUGCCCGCCACCUCCGACCUUGACGGUUUACACCAAAUUGGCGAACGGAUCAUUCAUCCCGGUACAACUCGAAUACAAUUCCACCGCUACGCUGGCCGACGGUACCGUGGUCCCGGUGUUGAUGCGUCUCCCGGAGGUGUCAGUCGUCAACGCCACCAGUGUGGCUGUUAACGCGUUACCGUUUGUGUUCUCGCCGGAAGGAGAUGUGUUAGUGGUUGCUAAUGCCGGCAAUGCUAGUGCCCCGAACGUGACCGCGGCCGCUGGCGAAACAGUAACCAACGGUACCGCAGUGCCGGCGGGCAAUGAAACAGCUGGAGUUGUGGUGGUACCAGUAGUGCCGGUGCUUGGCCGUUCCGCUGCAAGAAGACGCUCAAUGCCGAUGCGACACCGUCCUGCUUCCCCGGAGACAAAUGUAACUGAAGUCGCACCUGGUAGCGCUACGGUACUCAUUGUUCCGCAGCCGGGAAGCGAAACCGCUGGUAACGUGACCGUUAUCAGUAUAACGACAACCGGAUCAGGAGAGAAUGCUACUGGUGCUGGCCGAUCCACCGCGCUAUUUUCUGCCGUAGAGACGGAAAAUGCACCGGUAACCACAACAACGGAAGCCGCCGUGACCACCGUUCCGGCAGCUUCGAUUAUCUCUCCGAUUAUCAUCGUGCCCGGAGCAUCUGGUAACGCCACCGUAAUAACAUCUGGCCAAUCGGAGAACGGCACGAUAGUCACGGCAGUCGGCGGAGAAGCCUUUGUCAACGGUAGCGCAGUGGCGUCCGGUAACGAGACCACCGGGGUCACGGCGUUCAGUGGAAGUCGCGCCAGUCAACGACGCACAUUGCCGUUCGCUUUCGGCCGCAACGUCAGCAUAAUCCCACUAUGGGGACAGGAAACCAAUGCCCUCCUGGGUUUUGGUGGCGAGCCGGGAGCGUCAGUCGGACCCCAGCGAACGGAACCGACCGGAGAAAUUAAUAACGAGUUGAUCAGCAACGGCCGCUUCUUAACGGUCGGCAGCGGCCUGAACCUGCCGACGUCCAGCGGUCUGGCAGUGGUGUCACCCAACGGAACCGCCUCGGUCAUACCCUUGCCGGGUGUCUUCCUCACCGCCGCCGAGCUGCCGGUUUCCAAUACGACGGAAGUGCCGAUCAGUAUCAACGGGGAGCAGUAUGUAACGCGGAAGUAUCUCCAACACCGGCUCAUUGUCAAGAUGGGACCGUUUAAGCGGGCCAACGAAACCGCCACCACCACCACGGCGCCGGUCACCCGCUCACCCUUCUCCUUCAGACAGCUCAGGAAACUCACCGGUUGAGGAAUGUUCGGAUAACCAUUUUGUUGAACUGAAUAUAUAUUUUUGCCUAAAAAUUUUUGGAAAAUCAUUAAAAAAAUAUUGAUUUUAUUUUGAUUAUUUAUGCCUUGCCAAAAACGUGGAUUCUUUAUUGCAAUAAAAAUGA
This is a messenger RNA of Paramacrobiotus metropolitanus, 4279 nucleotides long. RefSeq names its product mucin-5AC-like. The coding region runs from base 1 to 4137 and encodes 1378 amino acids. The transcript is spliced from 4 exons. NCBI's taxonomy places the organism in Eukaryota, Metazoa, Tardigrada, Eutardigrada, Parachela, Macrobiotidae. The record is from RefSeq and is a predicted model, not a curated record.